UUGUCACAAUACGGAUGCGGAAGAAAUAAGGCUGAAUAAAGUUAAGAGCUGUUUGGGGAUGGUUAUUACUCUGUUCUGAAGAAGUUCGAGCUCUAUACGUUAUUUGGAGUUUAAAACGGUUGAGACUUUAACGUUUCGCUGCCAGCAUGGCGCAGAAGGUGCUUGUGACAGGCGGAGCAGGUUAUAUAGGUAGUCACUGUGUGGUGGAGCUGAUCGAGGCGGGAUAUCAGCCGGUCGUCAUCGACAAUUUCAGCAAUGCUGUCCGAGGAGAAAAUGGCGAGCCUGAGAGCCUGUGCAGAAUAGAGAAGUUUCUCAACACCAAGAUUGAGUUCCAGGAGCUGGACUUGCUGGACAAACCAGGCCUGGAGAAAAUCUUCAAGCAGCACUCUUUCUAUGCUGUGAUGCACUUUGCCGGGCUGAAAGCUGUAGGGGAAUCGGUGGAAAAGCCGCUGCGCUACUACAGGGUCAAUCUUACGGGUACCAUCAACCUGCUGGAGGUGAUGCAAGCCCAUGGGGUGCACAACAUAGUUUUCAGUAGUUCUGCGACCGUAUAUGGCGAUCCUCAGAAACUCCCCAUCGAUGAGCAGCACCCGGCUGGAGGCUGCACCAACCCUUACGGCAAAACCAAGUUCUUCAUCGAGGAAAUGAUCCGGGAUCAGUGCAAUGCAGAGAAGGACUGGAAUGCCGUGUUGCUCAGGUACUUCAACCCCAUUGGUGCUCACAUCUCAGGAGAGAUUGGUGAAGAUCCACAAGGAAUCCCAAACAACCUCCUACCAUAUGUUGCCCAGGUGGCCAUCGGCAGACGAAAGCAUCUCAGUGUGUUUGGAAAUGACUACAAGACAAUUGAUGGAACAGGAGUCAGAGACUACAUUCAUGUGGUGGACUUGGCAAAGGGACACAUUGCAGCUCUGAAGAAGCUGAAGGACAACUGUGGCUGCAAGGUGUAUAACCUGGGUACAGGUACUGGCUACUCUGUGUUACAGAUGGUAAAAGCUAUGGAGAAAGCCUCAGGAAAACAAAUUGCAUAUGAAAUCGCUCCCCGGAGGAACGGAGACAUUGCCUCAUGCUAUGCAGAUCCUCGCCUGGCAGAGCAGGAGCUCAGCUGGAAAGCUGACUUUGGUCUAGAGAGGAUGUGUGAAGACCUGUGGCGCUGGCAAUCCAAGAAUCCCACAGGCUUCACUAACGGCAUGAUGGAAUGAAUUGGUAACGUGGAUAUGAUGACCAGCUGAAACUAAUCUCGACUGAAGCAGAGCCAUGGACCUCCUCUUUUUUUUUUUUUUUAACACACUUCUGAUUCAACUUGAAGAAACCUUAUGACACAAUGAAUGCAUUUCUCAAUGAUUCUGUGCUUUUUCUAUGCUUUUAAAUUAUUAGCAAACCAUCAUCUUGUUAAUGAGUCGUUGUUUUUCUUAUCAUUCCUCAAGGUUAUUUCUAAUCUAAAUCUUAUACUGGGCCAAAUGUUACUUUUUCUUUAUACCUGUAAGGGAAUUAAAUUAAUUCUUUUUAAAAAGA
Clarias gariepinus (North African catfish) is the source of this 1512-nucleotide messenger RNA. RefSeq names its product UDP-galactose-4-epimerase (gene gale). Lineage: Eukaryota; Metazoa; Chordata; Actinopteri; Siluriformes; Clariidae. The record is from RefSeq and is a predicted model, not a curated record. Gene Ontology annotation, molecular function: UDP-glucose 4-epimerase activity. The transcript has 11 exons. Gene Ontology annotation, cellular component: cytosol. Gene Ontology annotation, biological process: beta-D-galactose catabolic process via UDP-galactose, Leloir pathway. The coding region runs from base 147 to 1199 and encodes 350 amino acids.